AUGGGCUAUCGACAAAAAGAGAGCCCCGAGGCCGCUUCGGGGCUCACCGGUUGUACCAAACAGAGCGACAUCUUAAACAAGAUCUUCGAUCGUAACAGUCGGGUUAUCAAACGACAGACUUUUGGUAUUGGCCUUCGCAUGGCUAAAGGGAAGAAAGAUGGUGAUGAAGACAGCGACGAAGAUGACGACGAAGAAGAAGAAGAAGAAGAAAGUGGUGAUGACAAAGACAAGAAGAAACCAGAUCAAAAACCUGCACCUAGCCGCCCUAACGCUGACCCUUGGACAACAGGAGGUGAAAGACAGACGAUUAUUGGUAUAGAACGUGCGGAUGUAGGGAAUCUAUGCUAUGUAAACACAGCGUUACAGGGACUAGCAGCAACUUCAUACCCCGAAUGGGUGAACGUCACUACAAGCGCCACAUACGCAGACGACCCAAAGAAAGGCGAUUUAGCCAAAUUAAUAGAUGGAGUAUUCAAACAGCUCAACCACUUUACAAAGAAGAAGUAUGAGAGCAGAGCAACCAUCUUGACUCCCACCACGGAUGAUCUUACGUUUCCAGACCUUGGCACCCAACAGCAUUGUGCUACCGAGUUGAUUGUACGAUUGAAUGACCGUAUUAUAGAAAAUAUGAAUACUAUCGGAUAUGAGAAUCGUAUUAAGGUGGGGGUUCUUACUCGACGGAAUUGUCUAGAUUGUGGGAAUGUGUGGACGCAAGCCGAAGAAUACCCGAGUCUCCAAUUGCACAAACCGCUCAAGAGACUGCAAGCGACAUUAGACGAAACUCUCGAAUGGCAUCAACGAAUAGAAUACUGGUUAAGCGGUAGAUGCAACAGAUGCAGAGCUCUUGAAAUUAGAAAGAUACUACGUCGUGCUCUUAGGAACUCGACCAGGGACCGUACAUCUGCUGCAAAUGUGAAGAUCAUCCGGAACCGUAUCCAACUCCUCGAGCAGUCUCUUCGGAACCAUACAUACAACAACUUGACAAAUACCCAAGAAAUACGUCUAGGGUUGGCUAGAAUAGCGCCAUACCCCGUAAGACCUACAAAAACCGCAGAUAUGACGGACACAUUCUUCAAAGGUCUCAAAGAUACUUACGAUAAGGAAAUCAUCAGGAGGACAAUCAAUUACGAUUCGGAUUGGUCCCAAACACAGGCGAUAACCGAUCUACCUGAAAUCCUUAUAGUUGAAUUCGUCAACGUUCCAGGAUAUGACGCCCGAGGACGACCUACCAAAUUAAAAUCCCGUGUCACAUUCGACCCAUCUAUGGACUUCACCAACUACGUGGCCGGACCAAACCGUAACAUACAUAUGGGAAAUUUCAACCUACCCAUCAGGAUGUUGGGCGAUGCUGCGAAUCCCGCGGUUCCGACGUAUGAAUUACGAGCUAUGUUGGUCCAUCAGGGUACUGAUUUUGUAGCCGGACAUUGGUAUUGUUACCGUCGUGAAUGGAAGGAUCCGGUGAACCCUGUGGGUGAACAGUGGUGGCUUUGUGACGAGGCGAAUACAUUAAGAGUCGGUAAGCAAGAUUUGUUUGGUGGGAAUAGGGAAGACCCGAGGACGCCUCGACCUGGACAGCUGUAUGCGCUGAUAUACGAAGCAGUGCCACCCGGGGGAACUGUUCCAGGAAAGGGUGGAGAUGAGAGCAAUAUUACACUGUGGAAAGAAGCAAAAUAA
Orbilia oligospora ATCC 24927 is the source of this 1674-nucleotide messenger RNA. RefSeq lists its product as uncharacterized. The transcript has 3 exons. The coding region runs from base 1 to 1674 and encodes 557 amino acids. Gene Ontology annotation, biological process: protein deubiquitination. Gene Ontology annotation, cellular component: cytosol; nucleus. The record is from RefSeq and is a predicted model, not a curated record. Gene Ontology annotation, molecular function: cysteine-type deubiquitinase activity; cysteine-type endopeptidase activity. Lineage: Eukaryota; Fungi; Ascomycota; Orbiliomycetes; Orbiliales; Orbiliaceae.